AUGCAGUUGAGUGCUUGUUUCUUCGUGUUUUGCGCGACGAUCUGUAUGGUUGCGAGUGACCAAAGUGCCGACCACACCGAGGCCGCAGACACUGAAGAAAGUGAAAUUUCGUUGAACGGAUCGGAAAACCUGUAUCAUGUCGUAGCUGCAUCGGAUGUUACUCCAAACAAUCUACCAACCUACACAGAAAAACCGUUCUACUCCUCGUGCAGGGAUGUACCGUCGAAUGUCUCAGGCUACUAUCCGUUCCGUGUCAGCAAUGAAAGUGAAACAUUUCUUGGGUACUGCGAACAGGAAAAACUAGGCGGUGGAUGGCUUUUGAUUCAGUUCCGGUUCGAUGGAUCGGUAGAUUUUUACCGUAAUUGGACCGAAUACCGCGAUGGAUUCGGCGACACUCAGACAGAGUUUUGGAUCGGUCUUGAAAGAUUGCACCGGUUGACAUCUGCCACUCCCCAUGAAUUAGCCGUUCAAUUGAGGGAUUAUACGGAGCUCAACGCGUAUGCUUGGUACAAGGAAUUUGAAAUCGGAAGUGAAUCUGAGCAGUAUGAGCUGAAAAAGCUUGGGAGAUAUGUUGGUAGUGCUGGUGAUUCGAUGAGGCAGCAACAGGGGAUGAAGUUUUCGACCAAAGACCGAGACAAUGAUGUAGACAGUACAACACAUUGUGCCCAAAAGCAUGAAGGCGCCUGGUGGUACUCGCAUUGCAGCGAAGCAAAUUUGAAUGGAAGGUACAUACGAGAGAAGAACGAAAAAGCAUUAUAUUGGUAUUUUUUCCACGAUAACUACGAAGGUUUGGACUACUCAAAAAUGAUGAUUCGCCCAGCAGUGUAG
Messenger RNA from Anopheles darlingi, 828 nucleotides. RefSeq names its product ryncolin-4-like. The coding region runs from base 1 to 828 and encodes 275 amino acids. NCBI's taxonomy places the organism in Eukaryota, Metazoa, Arthropoda, Insecta, Diptera, Culicidae. The record is from RefSeq and is a predicted model, not a curated record. The transcript has 2 exons.